UGUCAGUGGAUAUGACAACCACGGUGCGUACGAAAAUGAAAGCGACUCUGCACUUUCACGAAUUUACAAUCUUGGUGACGUCAAGCCCCUGCUUUGAGCCAGCUUGACCCCUACCAAUUUGGUUGGAGGUAUUUUAGCCAAGAAGCAGAAUCUUCAAGUUAUGUUGAUUUGAACGAGAUGGUGGACGGGGUCUUCACAGGAAAUGUUGCACCAUGUCGCCUUGACCAGGAACAAAAUAAACCCGACAUCACGCAUGAGCACGGCACAGAUCAAGCCGCUCACUUGCCGAUUGGCUUGAGAAAUGCUUUGACUUCCAGCCAUAGAACUGCUCGCUCAUCCCUUGACACCCGGGUCAAGAAAUUCUCACAUAGCUUCUCGGCGAGUCCAAGAGUAACACAAGCGGCAGAGUUUGCAAAGCCUCAAGCGGAGUCCUUCAUUCUCAACCCAUGGCCUGUGAAUACGGGAGUAGGCCCAUCUGCCAAUGUCUCCACCGCUCAGGAGAUGAAUGGUGCACUCAGAGUCCCGCUUCCCUGUUUGUCUGCGACAGACCGUUGGAACAAGCACACUUCAAAGUACACGUUGAGUCCUAAGGUCUCUGGCGACAUGAUUUGUACCCACUGCGACCAGAAGUUCACUGAAGUUGAGGAGUACACCAAGCAUCUUGAUGAAAAAAAAGUUGUGCACGAUAAUUUCUGUCCGGACAUGAGUUGCGCGUUUGCAGCCUUGGGUUACCGGUACAGGUGGCUCCUCCGUCGCCACAUUUGUAACCAUCAUUUGAAGGACUACAACAAUAAAAAGCUCAGGAAGAACUCGUCUGGAAAAGUGACGGCACUCACCGACAACUUCUUGAGCCACGUCUACGUCUGUAAGAAGACCAAUUGUCUGAGAGCAUUUUACCGGCUGGACAGCUUGCUGAGGCACGAAAAGCUCAUUCACUCUGUUUGUGGCAAGCAAAAACGCAAAGAAAGAUUGAAGCUUAGUAAGUGCGACCCGAAGAUUUUUGAGUAGGGCCCCACUUACUAUCAGUCCCAGGUGGACCGAGUUGUGCUUCUCUGUUUUUUGUUUGUUUCUGUAGACGGGUCAAAUCGUUUUCUGUGUUGAUUACCCGAUAUAGCAUUCUACAAGGUACAUCUUUUAAUUUAUUCCAUUCAAUUCGCAUCCUAGUGGAUAGAGGUCUGUAUAUGAC
This is a messenger RNA of Metschnikowia bicuspidata var. bicuspidata NRRL YB-4993, 1186 nucleotides long. RefSeq names its product Rme1p (gene RME1). The coding region runs from base 178 to 1008 and encodes 276 amino acids. The record is from RefSeq and is a predicted model, not a curated record. NCBI's taxonomy places the organism in Eukaryota, Fungi, Ascomycota, Pichiomycetes, Serinales, Metschnikowiaceae. The transcript is spliced from 2 exons.